Rhipicephalus sanguineus (brown dog tick) is the source of this 2269-nucleotide messenger RNA. Its product is annotated as 5-phosphohydroxy-L-lysine phospho-lyase. Lineage: Eukaryota; Metazoa; Arthropoda; Arachnida; Ixodida; Ixodidae. Gene Ontology annotation, molecular function: transaminase activity; pyridoxal phosphate binding. The record is from RefSeq and is a predicted model, not a curated record. Gene Ontology annotation, cellular component: mitochondrion.
ACAUCUGUCCAGACAUUGUAACCCUGGGCAAGCCUAUUGGAAAUGGCCACCCAAUCGCCAUGGUGGUGACUACGAAAGAAGUCGCUAGCAGAUUUGAAGCCCAGGGCGCCGAAUACUUCAAUACAUAUGGCGGUAAUCCAGUGUCUGUGGCAGUAGCUUCUGCUGUGUUGGAUGUGAUUGAAAAUGAGAAGCUGCAGCAACACGCCAAGGAAGUGGGCAACUACCUCCUGGCCUCCCUGCGAGAGCUUCAGCAGAGGCACCCCCUCAUCGGUGAUGUCCGUGGUCACGGCCUUUUUGUGGGCAUGGAACUAGUCCUUGACAGAGAGUCAAGAGAGCCUGCUGGAGAGCAAGCCAGUGUGCUGUCUCUCAGGCUCAAGCAAAGUGGUGUGCUGCUGAGUACGGAGGGCAAGUACGGCAAUGUGCUCAAGUUCAAGCCACCUAUGGUGUUCAACCAUGACAAUGUGGACACUGUUGUAUCCAAGCUUGACACCCUGCUUACGAAGAUCGAAGACGAGUGUGUGGACUUGCGCUACAACUUUGCCAAUGUUGCGCGAUCACUUGCCAGCAGUGCAGAGUCGCUGUCUACAGCUUCGUCCUUCGACUCGCUCGAGGAAAGCUCCGAGGAAGAUUUGUCAUCCUCCUCUUAAAGACUUUGCCUAAUGUUUACUUUGAUCGCAACGAAACGGUUCUUUCUUUCCUUUUUUUUUUUUUUUUUUUUUUUUUUGCGCAGCCACUUUUCAAUUGAGCUACUUUCUAAUCUUCUUAUUCAGUGAUGCCUAUAUGUGUUAGCAUUCCCAAGUAUGAGUUUUUUUUACAUGCCACCAUGUCUCGUUUAAAGUGGCAAGUGCUUGGAUGCGCUGAGUGAGCACAUGCGAAAAAGAUCUGCUUCUUCAGAAACCUGUGUAGGUACUUGCACCAGAAACUGUUUUUGUGGCUGCUUCGGUUUCCUUAGCCUCGUGUAGCUGUCAUAACAGUUGUAAUUUUGCGUUGUUUGCAGUACGUUGCUGCAAAGCUACAUUGUCAUUGCUGCGUGCUUCGCUCAAAUUUUCAUCAUUUAUUAUCUUUUCUCCGCUUUGGACUAUUCAUUGGAGACUACAGGUGUAUAGGCAUUGUCGUUUGUAUGUUAACAUUACCACUGUCAUGGCCGUGUCUGCUUUUUCCAGUACAGAUUCGUAACUUUUUCUUUUGCCCUCUAGGUGACACUAAAGUACUUUAUUGUAACUUUAGAUGUUGUUGCUUGUUAGACUUGUGGCUUAGUGAACAUUCUUGGUAUUUCAGGCUAUUGCAAGAUGUUGCUUGAACUACCCCUGCUGUCUUCCACUUGUCAUUGACAGACUUGAACAAUGGCAACAAAAAAGCAGACAUCUUUUUCUUUUUGUUCACAAAGCCACUACCAUCCUGUGUAACAAGUUUUCUAGUUGCGCAUUAGUUAAUGCUCUAUUUGGAAGUGGUUGUGCAAGGACGACGCUCUUUCUUGAGUGGUCAUCUUUUAGCUGCUACCCUUGAGGUGCUGUCUUUGUGGAUUUCCUUUAUGAUUCUUUGAUGUACAUGGCACAUUGCCUUGCUAACUUAUUUUUUUCCUCCAGAAUGCUUAAUGCACUUCACCCUCUGGAGUUGAAUUCUUAUUGACUGGUAUCCAGUCAUCAUUUCACAUGGGUCAUUCUUUAUCUCGAGAAGUGGCAUGAAUUGUCUUUUUUCUCCCAGUCAUUCUUAUUCAUUGCAGUUUAUAUAUUGUGUGUUGCAGUGUCAUUCUACUCGUAUUUUUCACUGUAUUCUUCACUUUUUGAUGUCUCCUACUGCCUGCAUGUGUCCUAAGCUGGAGGCAGCAGCUGGUAAGCUUUAUUGUCCACAUUUUUCUGCCGCAUCAGGCGGAAUAUUUUAUCGGCUUAUCUGCUGAUGUCUCCAGCUCAUGGCUGCAGUCUUGUGGCAUUGUUGGCUUCAUGCGACUUCAAUGACUUGUCACUGCCACAUGUUCUGUGUGACUCCAUGUUGCGGGCUGGGCAGUUGGCAAUGUUUGUAGCUUUCUCAUCAUUUGCUGUGAAGGGCCUGCCUGCUUUUGGCCAACUAUGCGAAGGCGGGGUUUUUUUUCCUGUGUAUGUAUCGUCGUCUUGCCAAUAAUUCCAGUCUUCCAUAGUCUUUUCCGCUCCAUCAUACAAUACCUUCUGCACAUGUUAUGAUGUAUGCAAACUGAAUGGCACACUUUAUGCCAUUUCAUAUACAUAUAUACAGUUAGGAUGCUUUCUUGCAAUAAACAGCCUGUAAUUCUGUC